UUUGUUUCAGGUUUCAGAAUUGCACCCUUGCAUGCCCACUUCCGUAACCAACGCGUUUCUUGUUCGAAAAUCCAAACGUCACACAGUUAGGGUUACAACUCAAUCAACCUUCAAACUCUAAUUCAAUGCACACAAUCUGGAUCAAUUUCUUCACAUACAUACGCUAAUUCUUCUCCAGAAAUUAGCUUUUUUCUAGGUUUAUAGAUUCCAAUAAUCGCUGAUGCAGAAUGUGGAUAGAAAAUCGAUCAAGAACAGUAAUGUCGGUGAUCAAAACAAGAAUAAACGGAAGCGAUUGCGAUUAAUUGCAGCUGUGAUCGUAGGUAUAGUUGCCGCAUAUCUUCAUCAAUGUUGGCAUUCUCUCAGUUAUUCAAUCCUCCUUGAAACUUAUAUUUGUUCUAAGGAUACUUGUGGCAAUAAAGGCAUAGUUGAGGAAUGCUGUUGCGACUAUGAGAGCAUUAACGAUAUUAACGGAGCAGUUCUACAUCCAUUGCUACAAGAGCUUGUUAAGACUCCAUUCUUUAGAUAUUACAAGGUUAAGUUAUGGUGCGAUUGUCUGUUCUGGCCCGAUGAUGGGAUGUGCCGCAUGCGCGAUUGCAGCGUAUGCGAGUGUCCAGAAAAUGAAUUCCCGGAGUCCUUUAAAAAACCAUCACUGCAUACUCUUCCAAACGAUGACCCUGUUUGUCAAGAGGGAAAACCCGAGGCUACUGUUGACCGUACGCUCGAUGCUAGAUCGUUUAGAGGCUGGGUAGAAGUUGAUAAUCCGUGGACUCAUGAUGAUGAAACUGAUAAUGGUGAAAUGACGUAUGUUAAUCUGCAACUGAACGCUGAACGUUAUACGGGUUAUACAGGGCCAUCAGCAAGAAGAAUAUGGGAUGCUAUAUACACAGAAAAUUGUCCAAAAUAUGCAUAUGGAGAGACAUGCCCCGAGAAGAAAGUACUAUUCAAACUAAUAUCCGGUCUACACUCUUCAAUUUCAAGCCAUAUAGCUGCUGAUUAUCUCCUUGAUGAGACUAACAAUAAGUGGGGUCCAAAUCUUAAAUUGAUGCGCGAUCGUGUCUUGAAACAUCAUGAUCGUGUUGAAAACCUGUACUUCACUUUCCUGUUUGUUCUUAGAGCUGUGACAAAAGCGGCUGCGUAUUUGGAUCAAGCGGAAUAUGACUCGGGUAAUCAUAUGGAGGAUUUGAGAGCUCAGUUGUUGAUUCGGCAACUGGUUCACGAUUCUAAAUUGCAAGAUGCGUGUGCUCUUCCGUUUUAUGAGGCUGAACUGUGGCAAGGCCAAGGUGGGCCCAUACUCCGGCAGCAGAUUCAAAAUCAAUUUCGAAACAUCAGUGCACUAAUGGACUGUGUAGGGUGUGAGAAAUGUCGUCUUUGGGGAAAACUUCAAGUUCUCGGGCUUGGAACUUCAUUACAAAUUCUCUUCUCUGUUGAUGAUCAGGGAAACCCGGACCCACACCUGCAGUUGCAAAGAAACGAAGUGAUUGCUCUACUUAAUCUACUAAAUCGGCUAUCGGAAUCUCUUAUAUACGUUACUAAAAUGAGAGAUCAGAUUGCGAUAAACCCUCUGGCUAAAAUAAUCGGUUUAGUUCAAAGACAGUGGGGAUCAUCAAUAGCCCAUUGGUGGAAGAAGCUGUCAAAAUCUAACUAACCAGAGUAAUAUGUGAUUUGGAUGAUUUUUUUUUAUGGCGUUUGUAAGCAAUUUUCUGCACCCUUUCUUGUGACACAUGGAUUAUUUUCACGUCAAAUUUUGAUGCUUAUUCUUACAAUUCAUAAGAAAAUGAUGAGAUUGCGGGUCAGGCAAAUGGUACGGGUCAAAACAAGUCAUUUAUAUGUAGGUUGAAAUGGGUUGAGAUUUUCUUAACAAUAAUUGGUGUGUUGAUCAUGAUUAUAACAAGUCCGAGUAUCACCUUUACUCGUGUAUCAUAUAACAUGAGAAGAAGAAUAUACAUUUUUAGUGAUA
Molecule: messenger RNA, 1957 nt
Organism: Helianthus annuus (common sunflower)
Lineage: Eukaryota; Viridiplantae; Streptophyta; Magnoliopsida; Asterales; Asteraceae
Product: endoplasmic reticulum oxidoreductin-1
Exons: 10
Coding region: 221-1645 (474 amino acids)
Biological process (GO): protein folding in endoplasmic reticulum
Cellular component (GO): endoplasmic reticulum membrane; endoplasmic reticulum
Molecular function (GO): protein-disulfide reductase activity; FAD binding; thiol oxidase activity
Source: RefSeq, a predicted model, not a curated record